AUUAUCUUGUACACAGCAAUGUCACCCCAUGGUCCCAAAGUUUCAAUUACAGUCGAGGAGCUUGGGUGCCCUACAAAGUGAUUGUUGUUGGCAUGUCGGCCAUGGAAAACAAAGAAGCUUGGCUCCUGGCUAUCAAUCCAAAUGGUCGGAUACCGGCUUUAGUCGACACACUGGAAGACGGCACUUCGUCCACUUUUUCGAAUCCGCAAGUAUCAUGGAGAAUCUGGUGGAGAGGUGUGACACGGAGAAUACACUAUCAUAUCCCAGAGACACCAGGGAAUAUUAUCAGACCAAAUGGUAUGGACGUUCUGACGUGGACUCUCCAAAACGUCAGCUUUUCUUCCACAUGGCCGGAAUAGGCCCUAUGUAAGGUCAAGUCAACCAUUUCCUUCGCUAUCUGCCCUCCUCCCAGCCAGAGCAAUACUCGAAGGACAGAUGUCGUAAUAAAACUCGUCGACUCUACCUCGUGCUUGACAAGCACUUGCAAGAAUCCGGAAAGCAGUAUGUAGUUGGCGAUAGAUGCACCAUUGCUGACAUUACAAUCUUUCCCUGGGUACACAUCAUGGGGUUUUCCGGAUUGGAUGUCAAUGAAUGGCCACACGUCAAAUCCCGGCAGGCUCAGAUGUUAGGGAGACCUGCUGUACGCAGAGGCCUCAAGGUCCCGGUACUGGCUGGCCUGGAGCAGCUUGAUACCGAUCCUGAGCAAAUGAAAAUUUUAAUAAUACGCACAACCGAUUGGAUAAGGAGUCGUGCAGAAGAAAAUGCGAGCCACUGA
This is a messenger RNA of Exophiala aquamarina CBS 119918, 775 nucleotides long. RefSeq lists its product as uncharacterized. The transcript has 3 exons. The coding region runs from base 29 to 370 and encodes 113 amino acids. Lineage: Eukaryota; Fungi; Ascomycota; Eurotiomycetes; Chaetothyriales; Herpotrichiellaceae. The record is from RefSeq and is a predicted model, not a curated record.